Messenger RNA from Dermochelys coriacea (leatherback sea turtle), 4404 nucleotides. RefSeq names its product cadherin 19 (gene CDH19). The record is from RefSeq and is a predicted model, not a curated record. Gene Ontology annotation, cellular component: plasma membrane; adherens junction; catenin complex. Gene Ontology annotation, biological process: adherens junction organization; cell morphogenesis; calcium-dependent cell-cell adhesion. Bases 321 to 2657 code for a protein of 778 amino acids. The transcript has 13 exons. Lineage: Eukaryota; Metazoa; Chordata; Testudines; Dermochelyidae. Gene Ontology annotation, molecular function: calcium ion binding; cadherin binding.
CUCUGAAUACUGAGAUUGUAGAACAAUUGCCAUUGUUAGCAGGAAACAGGGAGAUCUUUCAUCCAAAGCACAUUACCGCUGCUACAGAUACUAGUAUAGCUUCCAUCUGUGAUAGUGAUGAAUGGUGUACAAGUGAAUUAAUGCUGAGAUACUGAAACACAGAGAAGGAAUCCUCCAAACGGGUGAAUUGACUUUACUGGGAGACCAGAGAUGGAUAGACAGCUUUGCUCCUUAUCUUCAAUUUCACAAAGCAGACCUCAGCUGCAACCAGAGGCUUGUCUUCACUGUAAUAUGAAUAUUGAUUGAAAGGAGGUUUCAGUAUGAAUUGUUAUACUUGGCUAUCUCUUCUGCUAACACUAGGUCAGCUAUGGCCUUGCCUUCCAAGUAUGCAGAACCAUAACACCCAUAAAAUGAACCAACCUUUUGCAACACUUCAGAGAGUCAAACGUGGCUGGGUAUGGAGCCAGUUUUUUGUGCUGGAAGAACAGAUUUUAACAGAGCCUUUGUAUGUUGGCCAGCUGAAGUCUGAUUCCGACAAACAUGAUGGCACUUUCAAAUACAUUUUGACAGGGGAUGGAGCGGGAAGCAUUUUUACUAUCGAUGAGUAUACAGGUACAAUUCAUGUGACACAGAAGCUUGAUCGAGAAGAGAAACCUUUCUACACGCUAAGAGCACAGGCAAUUAACAGGAAUACCCAGCUGCCUGUUGAACCUGAGUCCGAAUUUAUCAUCAAAGUUCAGGAUAUCAAUGAUCAUGAACCGAAGUUCUUGGAUGGACCUUAUGAAGCCACUGUUCCAGAGAUGUCUCCUGAAGGUACGUCGGUGAUACAGGUUACAGCUACAGAUGGAGAUGAUCCUGCUUAUGGCAAUAGUGCCCGGCUGCUUUACAGUAUUUUGCAAGGACAGCCCUAUUUCUCUGUGGAGCCAAAAACAGGUGUCAUUAGAAUUUCUUCCCAAAUGGACAGAGAAACCAAGGAGCAAUAUUUUGUCAUUAUUCAAGCCAAAGAUAUGGUUGGGCAAAUGGGUGGAUUUUCAGGAACAGCAACAGUAACCAUCAACCUCUCUGACAUCAAUGACAACAAACCCAAAUUUCAACAAAAGUUCUACUACAUGAAUAUCUCUGAGGCGGCACCAGCAGGCUCUACCAUAGGCAAAAUCAUGGCCGAAGACAGCGACAUAGGGGAGAAUGCAGCCAUGAAUUAUGUCAUCGAAGGAGAUGAGUCACUUGUUUUUGACAUCAUUACUAACAAUGAGACCCAAGAAGGAAUUGUUAUAUUAAAAGAGAGAGUGGAUUAUGAGAGCAAAAGGAGAUACAGUGUUAAAGCAAAAGCAGUCAACAGGCAAAUGGAUGGCCUUUUUAUGAAAGAAGGGCCCUUUGAAGACACAACCAUUAUCAAGAUCAGCGUGGAAGAUGCUGAUGAGCCUCCAGUUUUCACCUCACAGAACUAUGUAAUGGAAAUCGCUGAAGGGGCCACAAAUGGCUCCUUGGUUGGUGCUAUCACUGCCAGAGAUCCAGACAAUGCCAACAGUCCCAUCAGGUAUUCUAUUGUCCACAGCACGUAUUUAAAAAGAUUGUUCAGCAUCAAUGCACACAGUGGAACAAUCAUUAUAACUAAGCUUCUGGACCGAGAGACAGCUGCUUGGCAUAACAUAACUGUUACAGCCACAGAAACAAGAAAUCCAGAACAAGUUUCUGAAGUAUCUGUGUAUGUUCAAGUUCUUGAUGUUAAUGAUCAUGCUCCAGAAUUCCCAAAACACUAUGAGAUUUAUGUGUGUGAAAAUGCAAGAUCUGGACAGCUAAUCCAGACCAUCAGUGCAGUGGAUAAAGAUGAUUCAGUAGAAGGCCAUCAUUUUUACUUCGCUCUGGCUCGGGAGGCCACAAACAACUCAAAUUUUACUGUCAGAGAUAAUCAAGAUAACACAGCUGGAAUUCUUACAGCAAAAAAUGGCUUCAGUCGACAAGAGCAGUUUGCUUUCUUCCUGCCAGUCCUAAUUGUGGACAAUGGAACCCCCUCACUUACCAGCACAAACACCCUAACUGUCAGCGUCUGUGAUUGUGAUACUGAAGCUAGUGCCCAGUCUUGUCGAUUUGGAGCUUUCAUGUUUUCUAUGGGUCUCAGCAUAGAAACAUUAGUUGCAGUUUUGGCUUGCAUACUAAUAAUAUUAGUGUUUUUUUUGGCUAUGCUGGUUUUAAGGCAACGGAGGAAGCAGUCCCUAUUUCCUGACAAGCCUGAAGAAUUCAGAGAGAACAUUGUCAGGUAUGAUGAUGAAGGAGGUGGAGAGGAGGACACAGAGGCUUUUGAUAUUUCAGCACUCAGGACUCGUACUGUUAUGAGAGAACACAAGUCUAGAAGAAACAUCACAACAGAAAUCCAAAGCCUUUACAGACAAUCUCUGCAAGUUGGUCCUGACAGUGCUGUAUUCAGGGAAUUCAUUUUAGAAAAGCUUAAAGAAGCUAAUACAGAUCCUACUGUUCCACCAUACGAUUCCCUUCAGACAUAUACAUUUGAGGGGUCUGGAUCACUGGCUGGAUCCCUCAGCUCUUUAGGAUCAAGCAUGUCAGAUGUGGAUGAGAAUUAUGAUUACCUUACUGAGCGCGGGCCAGACUUUAAACAACUAGCAUGCAUGUAUGACCCCAUUAAGAGUGCAACGGAUUAGCAGCCACUAGGGACCACAUUUUCAAAAGUACUCAAAUCAAAAUCAAGUCUGGAUUUGAAAAUGAGACCAAUUUAAGCAUCAAAAUAGGUGGCCAGAUUUUCAAGAACAGCAGUUCAAAAGGAUAGUGGAUGCUGAGAUCCUUUUGAAAAUCUGCCCGUGAGAAUCACUCUGAGAAGCGUUGAAUGCUCAGCAAUUUUGAAAGUCAGAUUUUAUUCAGGUGCCUGAAUACAAGCUGCAGUUCUUUGAAAAUCUUGUUCCAAUAGUAGGUGCUUAAAACAGGUCCCACAAGUACAGGAAAAACAAAACAAAAAAAACCUAUGGUUCCUGGAAAUAUUCAACCUAGCUUAGGCUUUACAACUAUUUUCAAAGUUAAGGCGACUUGUUAGGUUUUUUUGUUUAUAUUAAUUAAUCAAAGUUAAAGCUUGCAUAUUUGUAUUAUGUUUGGUAAUAUAAAUUCUAUUGUGUAAAAAAUGUAGACACCAGAAAUAUUUUAAAUGAUUGUCAUAAACACUUACAAAGUCUUCUAUUUAUUUUUUUAGCAUAAAAUUAAAGCAAAUACCAGUUUUAGCUGUGUAGAAAUAAAGGCCUGUUACAGUCAACAUUUAUUCACUAUUAAAUUUGAAUUUUUAUUAAACUGCCUGGAAGUGUGUUAAAUUCCUAAUUAAUUUCUAAGUUAAUGCAUUCAAAAAUUAUAAAAGACAAAAAAGUAUUAGGUUCAAGUUUGAAUCAAUAUUCAACUUAACUAGAGUAGUAUCAAUCAUGUUACAUUUUACCGUGCAUAGCAUCAAAUACAAUUCACAUCUGGGCUUUUCCCCUUUUAUUAAGAGCUUAAAAGAUGACUGAUUUCCCAGCACAGAUAUUUUUUAUUAUGGAAUAUAAAAUUAGCUUCAGUACUCAAUUUUAUUGUAACAGUAUUAAAGAUCUUUAAAAUGCUAAGCUGGUGGAUAUAAUACUUGAUGUAUAACAUUAGAUAAUAAGAUAGUAAACAUUUAAUGUUAAUCCAGUUCUUCAGAAAAUGAUCCCUGAUUCUGAAGGAAUCGAGUCAGACUUCAAAAUUAAUUUCCCACUGUAUUUUUUACACAGUCUGUCGGGAGUAUAAAAUUGUCUCAGAACUAUUCCCUUUCACUUAUCUGUAUGGUGGAUCAACAGAAAUUUAGUGUUCUAAAAACCAUCAAAUAUACUCAAAUGCUGACUAAGAGAGGAAGGGUCUGCCUUAUAUUUAUUCACCAUUUUUUCCAUUAGCUGUUUAUUUUACAGCAUCUGCAACAUGUAAUCAAUUGAAACAUUUCAACAGCUGAAAGCUGGGAUCAGGAAGAGGAAAAGCAAUUAGCUUUUUUGUUUAAGCUCUCAGGUAAGCUCCACUGAAUUACAGAAAGCUAGGCAAAUCUUAUACAAGAAAUGAAAAUGCAUGAAGCAUAGCAAACAUCACAGAGCUUGUACAAUUAUUUGUUUAUUAAAGAAAAACAAGGGAUGUAGUCUAAGCAGAAAGAUUCCAGUACAGUGACACUUUAAAUGCCUGCAAGUUAAAAAUAAAACACAUGAGAAAGUAAGGGAAUUAGGACACAAAGGGGUGUGAGUCCAGAGAAAAAAAGCUAUGAUACUAUUUGUUCUUGAAACAAUAUUAUCAAGCAUGUGACUAGCAGCUGAUGAACCAGCACAUGUAUAAUGGGGAAAAGUUGUUGUUUUUUUUGUGAGAACAAUGCUAAGUUCCUCCAUAGAAGAGUUGUCACAGAGUAACUUUAAAAGA